This is a messenger RNA of Zasmidium cellare ATCC 36951, 825 nucleotides long. RefSeq names its product carbohydrate esterase family 3 protein. NCBI's taxonomy places the organism in Eukaryota, Fungi, Ascomycota, Dothideomycetes, Mycosphaerellales, Mycosphaerellaceae. Gene Ontology annotation, molecular function: phosphatidylcholine lysophospholipase A1 activity. The transcript has 2 exons. The record is from RefSeq and is a predicted model, not a curated record. The coding region runs from base 1 to 825 and encodes 274 amino acids.
AUGUUCCCACGGCGAUGGGCUCCGUACAUCGCGGCCAUUCUGCUCACCAUCUUCAUCAUUGGAUGGUCGAGAUCGGGUUCCUCGGUAACGGAGGUCACUUGGACGCCCAAUGCAUGUGAGGUCUCGCCCAGAACACCGCUUCGCAUUGUGGCUAUGGGUGAUUCCAUUGCGGAAGGAUUUGGUAGCAGCGACAAUAAUGGCUACCGCAUGGUCCUUUAUGAGCAUCUGAAGACAGAUUGCGGCCGGAGGAAGGUCGAAUUCGUCGGCUCCCAAAAGACCGGCACUGCGCCGGUGACCGACCAUGAAGGCUACAGCAGCUCCGAUAUCGAAAGUGUGCUCUCUCUCUGCGCCGGAGAGAACAUGACGUCGACGCUCGCGAAAAACCCUAACGUCAUCCUCCUCCAUGUCGGCACCGACAACAUGAGCCCACUACGAUCACCGGACAUCGUUGGACCGGAGGACGCGCCGGCAAAACUCGGAGAUUUGGUCGACUACAUCUUCUCGAUCGCCCCCAACGUCGUCCUCGUCGUCGCUCAGAUCAUCUGGUCGCCCAACUUCGUGUGGUUCGAGAACAUAGACGUGUACAACGCGGCGAUUGCACGUAUGGUAAGAAGAAAGGCUGAGCAAGGGAGAAAGAUACUCACGGUGGAUCUGAGUCCUAUUGGAGAGAAGGGCUGCAUUAGGAACAUCGAUGGGACGUGGCAGGAAUGCGCGGAUUUGAACGACGAUGGUUUCCAUCCUAAGGAUGAAGGAUAUCGGAAGGUAGCGGGAUAUUGGUACGAGGCUCUCUUCGAAGCGACGCACAAAGGGUGGUUUAAGCGAUAA